Molecule: messenger RNA, 713 nt
Organism: Myzus persicae (green peach aphid)
Lineage: Eukaryota; Metazoa; Arthropoda; Insecta; Hemiptera; Aphididae
Exons: 2
Coding region: 157-645 (162 amino acids)
Source: RefSeq, a predicted model, not a curated record
ACGAUACAGUGUAACAUCUGACCAAAUUUUUACCAUAACUUGUGAUAAUGCAAAAAAUAUGGUAAAAAUGGUGGACUUAUUUAAUAUAGUUGAACCUGAUACACAAGAAGAAGUAGAAAAUGACAAUGAUGAACCUCAGGAAUUGAAUGAAGGUAAAUGGCAAAUUUUGAGUAUUUUGAUAAAUAUACUUCAUGUAUUACUAUAAUGUGUAUUGAGAUUUAUGCAAUAUUUUAUUUAUUUUCAGAAGAUAAUAAUGGUAAUGAACUUCGGGCCAAUGAUUGUUUGGAGUUGGAAAAUUUGGUAACAGCUUCUAUUCUUGAUCAAUUUCCAAUGACUACUUGUGUACGGUGUGCUGUUCAUACAUUUCAACUGAGUGUAUAUGAUACUUUAAAAGAAAGAUCUAUAAGUGGUAUUUUAUCAAAAGCUAGAAAAGCAGCAAAGUCUCUGAGAACCCAGACGUAUUCAGCAUGGUUAAAAAAAGAAGGGUUAAAACAGGCAAUAUUAGAUAUUGAAACACGCUGGAACAGUACAUAUAACAUGCUAAAUAGACUUUUAGAACUAAGAACAUUCUGUAGUGUUAAUGCCAAAAAAUUAUUAAAUGAUCAUGAUUGGGAUUCAAUACAUAAUUUGGUAAGUAUAAUAUGAAUAGGUAAUACAAAUCACAAUAAAUGUUGAUCUAUAUAUAUAAUUAUUUCCUAAAUUCUAAGUCUAAA